Molecule: messenger RNA, 249 nt
Organism: Racocetra persica
Lineage: Eukaryota; Fungi; Glomeromycota; Glomeromycetes; Diversisporales; Gigasporaceae
Source: the annotation of a GenBank genome assembly
AUGGUCCAACGUUAUGCAAUUGCCCAAAGGCUUCAGGUCGAUUUUGAUCAACUGAGUGUGGCCAACCAUUCCUCUAGUAGCGAAAGUUCUUCUAGUCGAUUAUCUGAUUCAUCUCUUGAAGAAAAUAGGAACCGUUUUAAGAGAGUUUUUGUUUCGAAUAAGGAAGAAGGGGAAGCUUUAGAUUAUGCAUUUGAAACUGUUAGACGUGAAAUUCGUCAACUUACUGGGGAAAAGAUUGGGAAAGAAACU